AUGGCGCGCAAAAAACCGCAGCUGUUUCUCAUCUGUGACAGCGAGGGCUUCACGUGGAUCCCGCAGCUAACCAUCGAGUGGAAAAUCAAGUACCUCUUCUGCAGUGACGCAAAAAUGAAAAAAUGCUUUGUGGAUACAUUCGGUCUCUACGAUACAGAAACCAACACACAUGACAACGUAUUGAAAUUUAUUGAAAAGCAAAAUUUGGACAAUGUCAAUCUGCUCUUUAUAGCCAUGUCGACAUCUAAACUACAUGAGCUUAUCAUGGAGUAUGUAAUAAACCAAAAGAAAUUUUUUUUCAUCUUUAGCUCGAACUUACCAACAAUGAAUAUGGAGAAGUUAAACAAAUUAAAAAUGUCAAUAAAGAAUUUCAACAUGGAUAGUGAUAUUAUUUAUGAUGUGAAAGAGGAGUUUAAAAAAACGAAUAAGCAAUUUUAUUGGAAUAUUUUUAAUGCCUUAACAAGUCAGCGUGUUUUUUACAACCUAAAAAAUACACUUAAGGAGUUAGGGGGUGAGAUAUAUGCUGUUCAAAUUGAGUCUACCUUUAUGCCAUUUUUAACAGAAAAUGAGGAUAUAGAAAAUAAGUUGUUUUACAAAACGGUGUUAAUUAUAUCCCUAAUUGAGUUUUUAUUUUGCAAGCCGAAGAGCGUAUCUGCCAAAUGCUACUCUGUGAAGGGUCAGAACGUCACGGUGAAGUCCAUCGCGGGCAGUGCUCUCUUCGACUCGCUCAACUGCUACUUCAACAUUUCCGACAAUUCGAGCAACAAGAUUUUUGAAGUCAAGGUGUUCGGCGACAACGGCUCGGUGGAGGUUUCCUACAACGCGGAGCAUAACUGCUUCCAACUGCUGCGGUGCCUGAACCACUACGAGUACCCGAGUCUCUUCGUGGAGAGUGCCCACGAGAGCGCCUUGAACGAACUCAAAUACUUCGUAGAUGAAAAAUUGUACACUAAUAAGUAUCUCAAUACGUACACAAACGCUGUGCACACAGCCCUCUGCUUGUGGAAAAGCAACGGAGAAAAUAUUCCCCUGGAGAGUAAGAAGCCCGAUGGGUGUACUGCCCCCCAUGAGUGUGCUGCCACCGAUGCAGAGAUCAUGGUGGAAGCUGUCAAGGACUUCAGCAUAACCGCGUGA
This is a messenger RNA of Plasmodium cynomolgi strain B, 1134 nucleotides long. RefSeq lists its product as hypothetical. The coding region runs from base 1 to 1134 and encodes 377 amino acids. NCBI's taxonomy places the organism in Eukaryota, Apicomplexa, Aconoidasida, Haemosporida, Plasmodiidae. The record is from RefSeq and is a predicted model, not a curated record. The transcript has 3 exons.